Molecule: messenger RNA, 2576 nt
Organism: Anolis sagrei ordinatus
Lineage: Eukaryota; Metazoa; Chordata; Lepidosauria; Squamata; Anolidae
Source: RefSeq, a predicted model, not a curated record
AUUGAAACUAGAAAACUUGCUGACCUCAGUGUUGAUGAGUUCCUGACCUCCGGAUUUGAUUCCGAUCUUGGUGAUGAUGAUGAUGAUGAUGACAACUCAGGAGGAGAUGCUUGGAUGCUGAAUGGAGUGAACGGAAAGCCAAGCCAGAAUGGAAAGACUGGCAGCAAGAAGAAGGCAAUCCUCAAAUCAAAACCGACGGAAAAGAAUCUGAAGAAGGGGAAAGCUUCGCAGCAUAAAGACCAACUCUCCCGGCUGAAGGAAAAGGAUCCGGAAUUUUACAAAUUCCUGGAGGAAAAUGACCGCACCCUUCUUAAUUUUGACGAUUCAGACAGUUCCGACGAGGACCUUCAUGUCCUACCUGAAAAACUGGAGGAAGCAAGUGAUGAGGAUGAGGAUGAUGACGAAGAAAAAGAAAAGGCUACGAAACGGGAAAAAAUUGAGUUUAUCACUGUGACUUUGAAGAUGGUGGAACAGUGGAAACAGGCUGCAGAGAGGCAGCUCUCGCCAAGACUUUUCCAUGAGAUCACUCAGGCUUUCAAGGCCUGUGUGGUGACAGCGAAAGGGGAUGCCGUUGGGAUGGAACCAGGGAAGUUCAAAGUCAUCGACAGCACAGUCUUCAAUACGCUUGUCUCCUUCUGUGUUCGCGAUCUGUUUGGUCUGCUGCAGAAGUACCUCCAGGUGAAAGCGGCCAAGAACAAGGCCAAGAUGGUCUUGCCUUCUUCCAGUCCGCUUUGGGGCAAGAUGCGCCUGGAUGUCAAGUCUCACCUUGGCUGCACCAUCCAGCUCCUCUCCUGUUUAACGGAAGCGUCUGUAGGAGCCGCUGUUCUCCAGCAUGUCAAUGCCAUUGUGCCUUAUUACCUGACUUUCCCAAAGCAGUGCAGAAUGCUGCUCAAGCAAGCCAUUCGGCUCUGGAGCACGGGCGAAGAAACUGUUCGGGUGCUUGCCUUCCUGGUUCUCAACAAAAUCUGUCGGCACAAAAAGGACGUCUACUUGAACCCAAUCCUUAAGCAAAUGUAUAUUUCCUAUGUGAAAAACUCCAGAUUCACCUCUCCAAACGUCCUUCCCAUGAUCAACUUCAUGCAGCGGACUUUGACGGAGAUGUACGCGCUGGACACGUCCAUCUCCUACCAGCACGCCUUCAUCUAUAUACGCCAGUUGGCUAUUCACCUGCGCAGCGCCAUGACCGUGAAGAAAAAGGAGAACUACCAGUCUGUUUACAACUGGCAGUACAUUCACUGCCUGUAUUUCUGGUGCCGGGUCCUGAGCACGCUCUAUCCCAGCGAAGUCAUGGAGCCUCUCAUUUACCCUUUGACGCAAGUCAUUGUUGGCUGUAUUAAGCUGGUACCCACGGCUCGGUUCUAUCCCUUGCGCAUGCACUGCGUCCGAGCGCUGACCCUUUUGUCGGAGAACACUCGGACCUUCAUUCCCGUCCUGCCUUUUAUUUUGGAGAUCUUCCAAGAAGUCGACUUCAACAAGAAGCCCGGCCGCAUGAGCAACAAGCCCAUAAACUUUGCUGUCAUCUUGAAGCUCUCCAAUGCCAACCUGCAGGAGAAAGCCUUCCGGGAUGGACUCAUUGAUCAGCUGUACGAUUUGACUUUGGAGUAUCUUCAUAGCCAGGCCUACGUGAUUGGGUUUCCAGAGCUAGCUCUCCCAGCUGUUCUUCAGCUGAAGACUUUCCUGAAGGACUGCAAGGUUGCCAACUAUUGCAAGACCAUCCGUCAGCUCUUGGAGAAGCUGCAGGAAAACUCGGCCUACAUCACCGCCAAGCGCCAGAAAGCCACUUUUGGCGUUGCGAACCGGGACGCUGUGGAACAAUGGGAAAAGAAGGUCAGAGAAGAAGGGACGCCGCUGACGAAAUACUACGCUCACUGGAAGAAGCUCAGGGAGAAGGAGCUGCAGCUGGAGAUCAGCGGCAAAGAGCGGCUUGAGGACCUGAACUUGCCUGAAAUCAAGCGGAAGAAGCCAGGCGAACAGAAAGAGGACGACAAGAGGGAAUUUAGGGAGCUUUUUGAGAUGGACAGCGACUCCGAGGAGGAAGGGACUGGCAGCCUCUUCGUCAAAGGCAAAUCAAAGACCAAGAAGGGCAGCCUAGACAGGGCAUCAGGUGGCGGUGGCAGUGAAGAGGAAGACGACGAUGACGACGAAGGAGAAUAUGAAGUGCAGGAUGAUGAUGAAGAGGACGAGGAAGAGAACUGGAGUGAUUCUGAUGGGGAAGAAGGCGAUGGCGGGGCCAAGCCCAAGGGAGCCGGGAAGCAGCUGUCUGCGGCCGAACUGCGGCAACUGGCUCAAGGACCGGAGGACGUGGUGGAAGAGCUGGACUUCUCCGACGAGGAGGGUGAUUGACCGCUGGCUGGCUGGGAGAGCCACACGGGGCUUUGGGGAGCGGGGUGACCCGGCUUUCCCCUUCCGAGAGGCGGGAGGACCUUGCUCCCUCGAAGCUGCCACCAACUUGGAACGUGGAAACCUUCUCGAGGGGACUUUUUUACGGGUUUGGGGAGAAACGGUAAAAAUUGCGGUUUGGCCAUGAGGCUCCGGCAAUAAAAGAACGCGGUGAAAAAUACACCUUUUUCAGUGGC